ACAGAUAUAACAUAUUUAAACAUACAUAUACACAACACAAUGGGAAAGACAAAGGAAGAAAACUUGGAAGAUGUUGGAGAGACUAUCCCUGAUGAGGUGGCAAAGGAUGGCGCUGCGGCCGAAACAAAGACAAUGUCGAUCGAUGAGAUUGAUGCCCAGGUGGACAAUGGCAAGGCCAACCCAAACACGAUGACCUCCAUGAUGAAGAACAUGAAGAUCGGCACGGAUCUCACGUCGAUGAACUUCCCCGGCGGCUGGAUCAUGCCGCGCUCCGCACUCACCUUCUUUGCCGAGCACUGUCUGGCCUACUUUGACCUGCUGGUCAAGUGCAACGACAUCAGCGACCCGCUCGAGAGAAUGUUGCAGGUCUACCGCUACAUUAUGUCCACGCGUUGGAUCCCCAAGGAGGUGGGCAAGAAGCCCCUCAACCCAGUGCUGGGCGAGACACACACUGCCAAAGCCACGUACGACAACAACCCGGGCACAGUCACCUCGUUCUGCGAGCAGAUCUCCCAUCACCCACCACUGUCGGCCAACGUCGUCCACGACAAGACCAACGGCAUCUACGGCUGGUUCUGCUCGCCAAUGAAGCCAAGCUUCAUGGGCACCUACAUCAAGUUGACGAUCGAUGGCUGCUUCCAUAUCCGUCUCGAGAAGUUCAACGAGACCUACACCACCACCCUUCCAUCCCUUGCCUUCCGUAUAUUCAGAGCUUUCGGAGAGUUCAUUGGUACCUCUACACUAUCAUGUGACAAGCAUCCAUAUACCCUCAAGACCACCUUCCUUCCAAAGCCACUGCUGAUUGGAUCACAUAAUGUGAUUGAGGCAACAGUGUUCAAUGGCAAGGAUAAAUUGUAUAAACUAAAGGGUCACUGGGACGCCGAGAUCAAGAUAUCUGCACAUAAGAAGGACAAGUAUGAGUUCUUCUUUGACAAGAACAAGUUGUCCAAGUGCAAUAUUGCACCAGUGCCAGAGACAGAGGUGUUGCCCACCGACUCCAAUCUGGUGUGGGCUGGCGUCAUCGAGGGUGCCAAGUCAAGCACGCCCGCCAAGUCCAUCACACGCGAGAAGACCAAGGUCGAGGAGGAGCAGAGAAAGAUCGCACUGGACAGGAAGGAGAAGGGUAUCGUAUGGGCACCAGCUCACUUCACCCAGAAGGAUGGUGUCUGGACGCACAACGAUUAUAUA
Messenger RNA from Acytostelium subglobosum LB1, 1188 nucleotides. RefSeq lists its product as hypothetical. Lineage: Eukaryota; Evosea; Eumycetozoa; Acytosteliales; Acytosteliaceae. The annotation marks the transcript as partial. Gene Ontology annotation, molecular function: sterol binding. Gene Ontology annotation, cellular component: intracellular membrane-bounded organelle; membrane; cytosol. The record is from RefSeq and is a predicted model, not a curated record. The transcript has 2 exons.